Messenger RNA from Herpailurus yagouaroundi (jaguarundi), 2025 nucleotides. It is a transcript of the gene SCCPDH, whose product is annotated as saccharopine dehydrogenase (putative). The transcript is spliced from 10 exons. Bases 155 to 1501 code for a protein of 448 amino acids. The record is from RefSeq and is a predicted model, not a curated record. Gene Ontology annotation, biological process: glycolipid biosynthetic process. Lineage: Eukaryota; Metazoa; Chordata; Mammalia; Carnivora; Felidae. Gene Ontology annotation, cellular component: lipid droplet; plasma membrane; mitochondrion.
GCGCGGCGCCGCGCUCGGGGCACCGGGUGGCUGCGGCGGCGGCGGCGUCCACCCCAGAGGCGGUUGUUGCUGCGCCCGGUACUGGGAUCGCUGCCCGAGGCGCAGACGCGGUGGACUUCGCCCGCCCCGGCCCUCGGCUCGCUGUGGGCUCGUCAUGGAGACCAACCAGAGGCCGUAUCACCUGGUGGUGUUUGGCGCCUCAGGCUUCACCGGCCAGUUCGUGGCCGAGGAGGUGGCCCGGGAGCAGGUGGCCUCGGGGCAGAGCUCCAGCCUGCCCUGGGCCGUGGCGGGCCGCUCCCGGGAGAAGCUGCAGCGAGUGCUGGAGAGGGCUGCCCUGAAGCUGGGAAGACCGACACUGUCCUCCGAAGUUGGAAUAAUAAUUUGUGAUGUCACUAAUCCCGCCUCACUUGAUGAAAUGGCUAAGCAGGCGGCAAUUGUCCUCAACUGUGUAGGACCCUAUCGAUUUUACGGAGAACCUGUAGUAAAAGCGUGUGUUGAAAAUGGAACGAGCUAUAUUGACAUCUGUGGAGAACCUCAGUUUCUGGAACUAAUGUAUUGGAAGUAUCACGAGAAAGCUGCAGAAAAGGGAGCUUAUAUCAUUGGAAGCAGUGGCUUUGAUUCCAUUCCAGCAGACCUGGGAGUGAUAUAUACCAAAAACAAGAUGAAUGGUACGCUGACGGCUGUGGAAAGUUUCCUGACUAUACAUUCUGGACCUGAGGUUAGUUUUUCUGUUUGUCAGGUGAUUUUUAUAGUUAACAUUAAAAACAUUUUGGAAAUGAUACAUGCUCUCAGCGUGCCCGAGAAGGUGCUGGCAGUCCUAGGUGCGCAUUGUCUUCAUGUUCCUGACUUCCGGGGAACAGCUAGCAGGGCUGAUGUAUCACAUGACGGGGAAGUAGUGGGCCAUCUGGCUGUUCUUGAGCCAGGCACCGUGACCGGUGUCACGAACAGUCAGAUUGCCCAGGUGGUCACGGGCCCCCGGAGGGAGACCCUUGGAGUCAGUCUCAUCUGCACCACGUGGAACGACUUCCAGUCCUUCCUCGACACAACAUCCUGGCUGGUCCUUUCCAGACAUAACCCGAUCACGUACUCCUCAGCUCACAAUUCUUUAGUGGCUCCUUACCGCAUCCGGAGUGCAAGCCAAACGUCCUUCCGGUUAGUGAUAACUGAUCUGGCCCCGAUAAGGCCUUUGCUUUUUCCUCAGAUGGAUGGCUCAUCGUUUACAUUGAGGUUCUUUGGUCAAGGAUACAGCCAAGGCUUUGGUCCCGAGAAGGGCAAACCAAAUACCAGAAUUUGUACUCAGGUGAAAGGACCAGAGCCUGGCUAUGUGGCUACCCCCAUAGCCAUGGUCCAGGCAGCUAUGACUCUUCUAAAUGACGCCUCUGAUCUUCCUAGCAUGGGCGGGGUCUUCACCCCAGGAGCCGCCUUCUUCAGAACAAAGUUGAUCGACAGACUCAACCAACGUGGCAUGGAAUUUAGUGUCAUCAGCAGCUCUGAAGUCUAGACGUUGGAAGAAUUGACUGAAGGCAGGACAUGCAUGAAUUCAUGGCUUUUUUGUUUGAAAUUUGAGACGCUACACGUGAAAAAGUUGUCAGAUCUAAAAUACGUGCACAUUAAAAGCAGGAAAUUGUACUAGCUUGCCCUAAAUUUCAAACCUUUGUUGGCUUUGUGAUUUUAUUGCUCGUGGAACAGAACCGAUAUUUGACUUCUUCAUCGAAGAGUUCAUCGUCAAUGCUUAUAAGUCAGCUGGCGGACUAGAGGGUGGGGGGGUGUCUUGAUCUGUGUUGCUGACAGACUCCCCGUGAGGCACUCGGGCUGGUGUUACUGUAAGGCAGUAACUGGUAUUUUCCUCACCUUGAUUUUGAGGGGGAUCUCCCCUUCUGAUGAGUGUCUCUACGUAUUGUUUGGGCCUUUGCCAAAGGAAAACGCACUUUUUGCUAUGUUAGCCUAGUUUCUCGCCCAUCCACACUAACUGAGUUUUUGACUAUUACCUAAGUUGAAUAAUAAAGGGUUGUCGAUGGAACGGUG